Messenger RNA from Chiloscyllium plagiosum (whitespotted bambooshark), 1575 nucleotides. The record is from RefSeq and is a predicted model, not a curated record. NCBI's taxonomy places the organism in Eukaryota, Metazoa, Chordata, Chondrichthyes, Orectolobiformes, Hemiscylliidae.
UCUAGUUGUAACCGAAAGGAAAAUUGAGUCACUCUGGACUAGUGGGUUUCAUAAACACUCAGUGUAGGCUGCUAGACCCGAAGUAGAAACUCCCGAUUCCGCGGCUCAGGAACUGAGGAACAGUAGAACUACUCAAAGGAAUUGCCUGAAUUGCUUCUUUGGCACUGGAAUUCAUGACCUCAUAUUAUUAUGAACACUGAAGGUAGGAUUUGGGGGCUCGUCCCGGGAUCCCAAGCUCCAGUCACUCAGCAUUUUUGGGAAAACUGAGAAGGUGCACCUCGCUGAUUUCGGCGGUCUCUAGUUUCCCUCCUCGCUGCGGCGGCUUGGGCAAGCGUGUUCCGGACUGGGAGACCCUGGAAACAAGACGGGCAGUCGUGGUGGGCUCGGUUGGGUAACUCUUAUGUGCACAAGACCCGGGAUUUUGAGCAUUGAAGGAAAAAGCACCAUUCACACCGGGGAGAAACACAUAUCGUCUGUGUGUGGAAAAGUCUGUGAAGAUUCAUCUGAAAUGUCCAAACGCCAGCACAGUCACACUGGGGAGAGACCAUGGAAGUGUGAGGAUUGUGGGAAGGGAUUUCUUUACCCAUCCCGUCUGGAAACUCACCAACUCAGUCACACUGGAGAAAAGCCAUUCACCUGCUCGGAUUGUGGGAUGGGAUUCACUCAGUCAUGCCACCUGCUGACGCACCAGCGAGUUCAUACCGGGGAGAGACCAUUCACCUGCUCUCAGUGUGGGAAAGGAUUCAGUCAGUCCUCCGGCCUGCAGAUACACCAGCGAGUCCACACUGGGGAGCGACCAUUCACUUGCUUCGAUUGUGGGCAGGGGUUCACUCAGUUAUCCAGCCUGCAGUUACACCAGCGAGUUCACACUGGGGAGAAACCAUUCACCUGUUCUGAAUGUGGGAAAGGAUUUGCUCGGUCAUCCCACCUGCUGAUACACCAGCGGGUUCACACUGGAGAGAGACCGUUCACCUGUCCUGAAUGUGGGAAAGGAUUUGUGCAGUCAUCCAAACUACAGCUACACCAGCGAGUUCACACUGGGGAGAAACCGUUCACCUGUCCUGAAUGUGGAAAGGGGUUCGUUUGCUCCUCUAAACUGCUGGAACACCAGGGGGUUCACACUGGGGAGAAACCAUUCACUUGCUCAGUGUGUGGGAAAGGAUUCACUCAGUCAUCCAAGCUGCAGAGUCACCAGCGAGUUCACACUGGGGAGAAACCAUUCACUUGCUCCACUUGUGGGAAGAGGUUUAGCCAAUCAUGCAACCUGCAGAGACACCAGCGCCUUCACACUGGUGAGAAACAUUGACAGAGUCAACUCACCAGCUGGUGCACCAGUGAGUUCACUGAGGGGAGAGUCCUUUCACUUGUUCCAUAUGUGGACGGGAUUCGCUGUCAUCCAUACUGGGUGGGCAUUGGUCACAUGCUCUGUUUGUGUAAAUGGAUUUAUUAUUUGUAAAUGCACCGGUAAAUUCACAAAGAAUCACAGGUGAAGGGUUUUGCUUUUUCUUACACAGAGGAAUGUAGCUUGUUCAUUGGGCUGUUUGUAUUGAUAUAAAUAAACCCAGCUCUGUUAAA